AGAUUCGUCUUCGGUAAAACCCGAAGCAGCGAAAGAACUCCCAACGAAAAGGGGAACAAAAUUCGUAAGCCUCCUUUCAAUCCGAGCUCUCCAAUGGCGGAAAAGCCCCAGCCAGCGCACGUGCUCUACUGCCAGGUAUGCGGCCUCCCCGCCGAGUACUGUGAGUUCGGCCCCGACUUCGAGAAGUGCAAGCCCUGGCUCGUCCGAAACGCUCCCGAUCUCUAUCCCGAUCUCAUCAAAGAGGCGAAUGAUAGGGAUGCAGAUAAGGCUGCUGACCAGCUUCAAUCGACGGCGAUUUCCGGCGAUGGCGGUGGUGUGGGCCCCUCCAGUAGGUCAGGGAACACUGCAGCAUCUAAGCCAGAAGAAGUGAAACGCCUUCCUGGUGGUAAGAUAAAGAAGAAGGAAAAACAAGAAAUUAUUAUUGAAAAGAUUGUUCGCAAUAAGCGUAAAUGCGUGACCGUUGUGAAAGGUCUAGAAUUAUUUGGUGUCAAACUGAGUGAUGCUUCUAAGAAGCUGGGGAGAAAGUUUGCAACUGGAGCUUCUGUUGUCAAGGGUCCAACUGAGAAGGAACAAAUUGAUGUCCAAGGGGAUAUAUCUUAUGACGUUGUAGAGUUCAUAACAAAUACCUGGCCAGAUGUGCCAGAGUCUGCAAUCUUUUUCAUGGAAGAUGGACGGAAAAUACCUGCUGCUUAAGAGCUUGAUCCCGAUACUUCGUGAGAGCAAAUUACCAAGCCAAUAUACUACGUAAACAUCAAGUUUUGUGGGGCUUCCCCACAAUAACACCGUAUCUUUAUUUGCAACCCUCUUUCACGUAACUUCCUCAUAUCCAUCUGUUAUGCAUGGGUGGCGAAAGUUAGUUCACAGUUUAGUUUGUAUGGGAUGUUAAUUCUCUCAGGACAAUUUUGGCGAGAAGUUUUAAAAUUUAACAACCAGUUAUGAUGUGUUUGCCUUGUGUAGAAGCCUUAAAUGUGCUUCCAGAAAAUUUCCAGUUACUAAGCUUUAUAUUGCCACUCUUGUAAGCCUCCAUUUUAGCAUGAAAUUUAUUAUAGGCUGCCAGCAGUAUUAUUGCUUCA
Asparagus officinalis (garden asparagus) is the source of this 1073-nucleotide messenger RNA. RefSeq names its product translation machinery-associated protein 22. The transcript has 7 exons. Gene Ontology annotation, biological process: formation of translation preinitiation complex; translation reinitiation. The record is from RefSeq and is a predicted model, not a curated record. NCBI's taxonomy places the organism in Eukaryota, Viridiplantae, Streptophyta, Magnoliopsida, Asparagales, Asparagaceae. Gene Ontology annotation, molecular function: translation initiation factor activity; mRNA binding. Bases 94 to 693 code for a protein of 199 amino acids.